Molecule: messenger RNA, 768 nt
Organism: Cydia amplana
Lineage: Eukaryota; Metazoa; Arthropoda; Insecta; Lepidoptera; Tortricidae
Exons: 1
Coding region: 1-768 (255 amino acids)
Source: RefSeq, a predicted model, not a curated record
AUGGGUACUACCGCGGCCGCCCGUGACGGACAGAGCACUCCCAUGGGUACUACCGCGGCCACCCGUGACGGACAGAGCACUCCCAUGGGUACUACCGCGGCCACCCGUGACGGACAGAGCACUCCCAUGGGUACUACCGCGGCCACCCGUGACGGACAGAGCACUCCCAUGGGUACUACCGCGGCCACCCGUGACGGACAGAGCACUCCCAUGGGUACUACCGCGGCCACCCGUGACGGACAGAGCACUCCCAUGGGUACUACCGCGGCCACCCGUGACGGACAGAGCACUCCCAUGGGUACUACCGCGGCCACCCGUGACGGACAGAGCACUCCCAUGUGUACUACCGCGGCCACCCGUGACGGACAGAGCACUCCCAUGUGUACUAUCGCGGCCACCCGUGACGGACAGAGCACUCCCAUGUGUACUACCGCGGCCACCCGUGACGGACAGAGCACUCCCAUGUGUACUAUCGCGGCCACCCGUGACGGACAGAGCACUCCCAUGUGUACUACCGCGGCCACCCGUGACGGACAGAGCACUCCCAUGUGUACUACCGCGGCCACCCGUGACGGACAGAGCACUCCCAUGGGUACUACCGCGGCCACCCGUGACGGACAGAGCACUCCCAUAGGUACUACCGCGGCCACCCGUGACGGACAGAGCACUCCCAUGGGUACUACCGCGACACCCGCGACAGUACAUACUCGGGCAACCUACCACGGCCAUCCGUGUGGACGCCUCGACACUAACGCAUUACAAAUGUAA